This is a messenger RNA of Diceros bicornis minor, 1545 nucleotides long. It is a transcript of the gene RCE1, whose product is annotated as Ras converting CAAX endopeptidase 1. The record is from RefSeq and is a predicted model, not a curated record. Gene Ontology annotation, molecular function: metalloendopeptidase activity. NCBI's taxonomy places the organism in Eukaryota, Metazoa, Chordata, Mammalia, Perissodactyla, Rhinocerotidae. The transcript is spliced from 9 exons. Gene Ontology annotation, biological process: CAAX-box protein processing. Gene Ontology annotation, cellular component: endoplasmic reticulum membrane. The coding region runs from base 16 to 1110 and encodes 364 amino acids.
GCGAGUCCGGGCGCGAUGGCGGCGCUGGGCGGGGACGGGUUGCGCCUGCUGUCGGUGUCCCGGCCGGAGCGGCAGCCCGAGUCCGCAGCCCUGGGCGGUCCAGGCCCCGGGCUGUGCUGCUGGGUGUCCGUGUUCUCGUGUCUCAGCCUCGCCUGCUCCUACGUGGGCAGCCUCUAUGUUUGGAAGAGCGAGCUGCCCAGGGACCACCCUGCCGUCAUCAAGCGGCGCUUCACCAGUGUCCUGGUGGUGUCCAGUCUCUCGCCCCUCUGCGUGCUACUCUGGAGGGAGCUCACGGGCAUCCAGCCAGGCACAUCCCUGCUCACCCUGAUGGGCUUCAGGCUGGAGGGCAUUUUCCCAGCAGCACUGCUGCCCCUGCUGCUGACCAUGAUCCUUUUCCUGGGCCCACUGAUGCAGCUCUCUAUGGAUUGCCCCUGUGACCUGGCAGAUGGUUUGAAGGUUGUCCUAGCCCCUCGCUCCUGGGCCCGCUGCCUCACAGACAUGCGUUGGCUGCGGAAUCAAGUGAUUGCGCCCCUGACAGAGGAGCUGGUGUUCCGGGCCUGCAUGCUGCCCAUGUUAGCACCGUGCACGGGCUUGGGCCCUGCUGUGUUCACAUGCCCACUCUUCUUUGGAGUUGCCCAUUUUCACCACAUUUUUGAGCAGCUUCGUUUUCGCCAGAGCAGUGUGGGGAGCAUCUUCUUGUCUGCAGGAAGAGCGUGCAGGUGUGGUCACUCGCGGCCUCCCCGUCUUCAGCGUUCCAGUUCUCCUACACAGCUGUCUUCGGUGCCUACACUGCUUUCCUCUUCAUCCGCACAGGAGCGACAAGUUUCUUCUACCACGGUCCUUGAGACAGGUCUGAGCCAGGGCCCUCAGCCUGGACACCUGAUUGGGCCGGUUCUCUGCCACUCCUUCUGCAAUUACAUGGGCUUCCCUGCCGUAUGUGCGGCCCUGGAACAUCCGCAGAGGCGGCCCCUGCUGGCAGGCUAUGCCCUGGGUGUGGGACUCUUCCUGCUUCUGCUCCAGCCCCUCACGGACCCCAAGCUCUACGGCAGCCUUCCCCUCUGUGUGCUUUUGGAGCGGGCAGGGGACUCAGAGGCUCCCCUGUGCUCCUGACCCAUACUCCUGUACACACUCCUAUGAACUCUCAUGGGCUCUCUAGCCCCUCCCCAUCAAGGGGUACUGCAGGGGAGGAGCUGGCCGGGGUCCCCGAGAUCUCAGGAAUUUUUUUAGGGGAUUGAAGCCAGAGCUAGUUGAAUCCCAGGGACCAAGAGAAAGGAGCAGAGAUCCAAAGGGUGUGGCCCCUGUCAAAAGGGGGUUGAGGAGCAGCUGGGAGUGAGGGGCAAGGGGCAGGUCCCAGGAGCCAUGCACUCCCUUCCUCACUUUGGACUGCUGCUUCCCUGAGCUCCUCUGGCCCCCUCUGCCUCUGAAAAGCUGCUCGGGGGUGGAAUUUACAAAACCCCUCCCCCUAACUUCCCAGGGUUUUCUCAUUGUCUUUUUGCAUCAGGACUUUGUAUUGGGAUAUUAAAGAGAUUUAACUUGGGUAACAUG